ACUCGCACAGUACCGCGAAAUUUCGAAGCUGUUGUGUAAGUAACUUCAUGAAAUGGCUGAAAAUAAUUCAAAGUCUAAACUUAAACGAAAGAAAUCCUCUGUCGAAGAUUUCCAGCCGGAACUAUAUUCCAGGGGAGCCCUAAAGAAGAGGCAUACGACGUUGUUUUCCAGUCGCAUUGACGUUACAGCAGAGUCUGGGAGGUCAGCGUCUCCUGCAGCAGCGUGGUGGAACAGAGAGCAGCUGCCUGCUGUGGAGGGUCUGUGGGCGUUGUCACUGAAGUCUGCUCUGCCGUACCUGGAGAACCAGCACUGGGACCUAGUUCCUGAUCUUCCCCAUCCACGUGAAGCGAGACCUGCAGCACUAACGCUUGAUGUACAGUGGUGGUGUGACUUCAGUGAAGAGGUUACUGCCUUCCCUGAACCCUUUCCACCUUCUCCGAGGACUUCAUCGAGUCCAGAUCCUUUCAGGCUCAGCUACUCCCAGCAGGACCUCUCAACACAGACCAGACCUGAACCACAGACGGCUGACAGACAGCUGUCCUCUCACAGCAGGCAGAGUCACGAUGGCAAGACGGCAUCCCUUCAAGCCCUCACUAAAAGACCACGACCGUCCCUCCACAGCCGAGAGGAGGCUGCUCCAUCAGCAGGAGCCUCGAGUGGUGGGGGAGAAGAGGGGAGGAAAGGAGGAGAGGCUGGUCCAGUCAACAGAGAGCUCCUCACAGACCAGGUGAGGGUGUAUGACAGCCGGGUUUCUCAGCUGGAGGAGGCUGAAAAUAAAGAGGAGGUGCAGAAUAGUGUCAGAGCAGGAGGAGGAGAAGGAGGAGGGCAGCGGCUGCAGAGCUGUCCCAUGUGCCUGCUGGAGUUCCCUGUCGGGUUCACCCAGAUGGACUGUGACGGCCACCUGGCCCAGUGUCUGUCGGAGGUGAAUGUGGACGUGACCUGGUGAGCCGACAGGACGCUGGCUGCUCUCCAGGAUCUAUGGGCAGCCCAGAUGCCCCACACACUCCAGUAUCCUAUCGCAUGGAGAAGGACGCACCCAGAGAGCAGCUCGUAUGGAGAACACUCACAGGAUGUAUGCUGAGAAAGGGACUCCUGGACACUGCGUUAUACGUCAAGGUGAGAAAGCAGGGUGUUCACCUCUUUUGGAGAAGAAGCAUGCACAUUGGAAAGAUCAUUCCUGCCAUGGAAGAGGGUUAGUUUUGAGAUUUUACACCAGGGGGAUUUUGAAAGCUCUGGUUGCAAUAACUCAAAGACUCCCCUCAGAGGUGCCUGAUCCUGAAUUUGGGUCUCUGCGAGCCUGUCCUCUUGGCCUCCGAUGCCUUUGAUUCCAGCUAGUCAAGAAGAUCUCCAAACUAAACUGGCAAUCCGACCUGCCUCCGAGAGACCAAAGUGGAGCCGAGCCACCUCCUCCUCACAAAGCCGACCUGUCGAUGGAGAGGUUUUCUCUUAGACUGGUCGGAUGUGAAUUGCCCGGCAGUCAUGAUAACGUGAUCACAUUGUUUUAUUAAAUUCUCUUGUUGGAAUGAAUGAGUUCAAGCUAAAAUGAAUGUUUUGAAUGUACUAAGGCUGUAAGUUAAGGAAGGAAAUGGGCUCCCCUAGAGGGGCUGAAAUGUUGUCUUGAAUAAGUCAAGCGGAUGAAAAGCUAUUUAUCCAACACCACACAGCCUGUGUUUUUAAUGGUGCUUUCUUCUCCCCUAAAUGCUUACAGUGCGGCGAGCCCCAUGGGAGCUGCUUAUCAGUAUUUACCAAUGACAUGAGUUAUGUGUUGGAUAAGUGCAGUGUUGCUCUAUUUGCAGAUGACAUGCCACUAAUAAAGUCAAUCAGCUGCAUCACUCAAAGGCUCAGAUAUUAAACGGGUUCGAGAGGCCAAAUAUUUUGAAAAUAUUGUUAAGAAAAUGUAUGGAGAAAGAUUGGCACUAUUGAUGACGGCUCAGCUGUCUGGUUGGUGCAGAGAUCUGUCUAAGCUCAGAACAAAGCUGCAAGGCUCGGCUGCCCUGCCCGCUGGGUACAGAGGGAGUGCACGUCUCCAGUGGCUCGUGGUUAACACACAAUCUAUUGAGUUUAUUUAGACAUAACAACCAAAUUGCCUGUAUUCACAAAUGAAUUACCUGCCCCCAGUACUGUGACCUAUAUAGUAACGCUUCUGGGGGUUAUCUAGUUAAAGAAAACCCCAGAACAUGUGCAGAUCUGUAACGUGUAGAGCCGUCAGUGUGGAACGAGCACCCAGUAAGUCACAUUUUAAAAGACGUUAACAAUAAACGACCUGAAACACUAAUAUGGAAUUAAACAUGUUCUUAAUUCUUAUCUUA
Messenger RNA from Micropterus salmoides (largemouth bass), 2309 nucleotides. RefSeq lists its product as uncharacterized. NCBI's taxonomy places the organism in Eukaryota, Metazoa, Chordata, Actinopteri, Centrarchiformes, Centrarchidae. Gene Ontology annotation, molecular function: ubiquitin binding. The record is from RefSeq and is a predicted model, not a curated record. The transcript has 4 exons. Bases 53 to 946 code for a protein of 297 amino acids.